CUGCCCGACUCUUAGUCGAUCAGUGUGCUCGAUCAGUGGUUUUCAGUGGCGCGCCCGUCCGUUCUGCCGGCCAGCAUGCUUGUGAAAAUAAACAAUCCUUUCCAAACAUUUUUUCCCUUCAAAAUCACUCCAAUCGUUCGUUUCGUCUGACCCGAGCUAAUCGAAAGUAGUCAUUUAACCCCUGCAGUCUACUCGAGGAUCUGGUUUGGAUAAUUCUCUUUGCAGAAGGAUUUUGUCACAUCUCUCCUUUUUUUGGGAAUAACAAUCUCUGGAGUUACGGACGCCCAGAGUAGCAGUUUACCGUCGCUAUUAGGAUGUACAAACUGUUAACAUGGGCUUCAGGGUUGCUCGUUUUCCUUUUCUCCAUCACGCGGGCUCUCGACAACGGUCUGGCGCGCACGCCGCCCAUGGGCUGGCUCGCCUGGGAGCGCUUCCGCUGCAACAUCGACUGUAAAAAUGAUCCAGAAAACUGUAUUAGUGAUAAACUUUUCCGAACGAUGGCGGAUCUUGUGGUUUCGGAGGGGUAUGCCUCCGUCGGAUAUGAAUACAUCAACAUUGACGACUGCUGGCUGGACAAAAGGCGGGCUUACACCGGACACUUGCAACCGGAUAAAGCUAGGUUUGCGUACGGCAUAAAAGACCUCUCUAACUAUAUUCAUUCGAAAGGGCUGAAAUUUGGGAUUUACGAGGACUAUGGGAAUUACACCUGUGCAGGUUAUCCAGGAGUCCUGGGCAACCUCGAGCUGGACGCUUUCACUUUCGCUGACUGGGAGGUCGACUACGUCAAGCUGGACGGCUGCUACUCCCUCCCUAGGGACAUGGACAAAGGUUAUUCUGAAUUUGGUUUUCAUCUGAAUCGGACAGGAAGAAAAAUGGUGUACUCCUGCAGCUGGCCGGUUUACCAAAUUUACAAUGGAAUGCAGCCCAACUUCACGGCCAUCAUCGAGCACUGCAAUCUGUGGAGGAAUUUCGAUGACAUUCAAGACUCCUGGGCCAGUCUGGAGAGCAUAAUCGACUAUUAUGGCAACAAUCAAGACGUCAUCGUGCCUAACGCAGGACCGGGCCACUGGAAUGAUCCCGAUAUGUUGAUUAUCGGUAAUUUCGGUUUGAGUUACGAGCAAAGCAAAGUGCAGAUGGCAAUGUGGGCAAUUUUGGCGGCACCCCUGCUGAUGUCGGUGGAUUUGAGGACAAUCAGACCGGAAUACAAGGCCAUUCUCCAGAAUCGAAAGAUCAUAGCCGUAGAUCAGGACCCUCUUGGGAUACAGGGGAGAAGAAUAUACAAGCACAAAGGAAUCGAAAUCUGGGCAAGGCCGAUAACGCCGAUAUCGCAGCAUUUCUUCUCCUACGCCAUCCUAUUCCUCAACAGGAGGACAGAUGGUACGCCAUCAGACGUCGCCGUCACCCUGAGCGAAAUGGGUCUCACAUCUACCAGUGGAUAUAGGAUAGAGGACUUAUACGAGGAUGUAGACUAUGGUGUUUUAACACCACAAACAAAAAUCAAGGUGAAAGUAAAUCCUUCAGGAGUUGUCAUGCUCCGAGCCGAUGUCCAGCCAGUCUACAGGCAAAUCACGCCAUACGACCCUUUCAGACAAGCCUUUUCACUGCGGACACUUAAUGAUUUCAAGAAAAAAUAACGCUGGGCUCACGAGAAACUUAACCUACCGGUUAUCCAUAAAACCGCCCGAGACCUAUCCACAUGAAAGAGUUUCCUGACUGCAGUUGGCGAUACUGUUGCUUGUCUUUAUCAAGAAUGGUUGGAGUCUGGAUAAAUGAUCUCGAUUAAUUUACGCGAUUACGCUGAGCCAUAAUCCUGCUGCUCGUCGAGGAAUUUCGCUGCCAAUACUCAAGGUUUGAUUUAAGUGAAACUACCCUUUCCUUAGCUAUGAUCGGAACAUGGCUGAACUCGGGAUGCUCUUGGUUUAUUUUCUGGAGAAUCUAACGUCAAAAUGAACCAGAAUGACAAACCAAGAGGCAGCAUUUGCCUUUCUACCAUUCUGCCGUAUGAUAUCAUUGAGCUCUAAAAUGAUAGAAAAAAGGUACCAAGGACAAAAAUUGAUGCGUGGUAGGAUUUACGAGAAAUUAGGAGGUCUGUCUUGCACAUUUGACUGACAUUUUUAGGUUCAAUGACUUCAUUUUUAUUAUAAGAUACUUUUCAUCUGACAUCAUGUAAAGUUGAAUGUCAGAGUUCAAUAAAAAAUAACGCUCUCAUAUCUGGGAAAUUAUCCAAAAAUACUCUCGAUUUUUACCAUGUAUCGAUCAAAAACAUAAAUCGAUAGCCAAUGAAUGGGUAGUUCCACGUUGAGAAAAGGCCACGCGCUGCAUAGAAAAGCGCUCCGAGAACCAAAUAAACUGCAUUUUGCGAUUCGGAGCCAUAAAUUCUAGCUCAUCUGAAAAAACACUUAUGUGCAUAAGGAAACUAAUGGCACAUACGUUGUUUUUAAACCGGGCCGGAAUUUAUAGCUCCAAAUUGCAAAAUGCAGUCCAAAUGAUCCUAGCGUGUCGCCCCAGAUAAGGAUAUUUCCGACGAGUGAGCGAAAUUUUCCCUUCGAAGUAUGAACACACUACACCCGCGACAGCAGUAGCCAAGUAGGAAUCCUCAUCGAGAAUUACUUUUUUAAGCAGUUCUCGGAUCUGUUUGAUCACGUUUAAUAUUUCCGUAGUGGAGUAGUAUGUACAUUAUUUUGAAGGUAUUUCUAGCGCACUUGCCCAAGAUAUCGUCGCUCCUUUGACAUAAAGGCGUGUUUCCAUUUCCACACAAGCCGUGCAAAACUAGGAGCUGUAUAGACAAUACGGCCCUGACUCAUCCCAAACAAGGCGACAAAAUGCUUCAGAACAAAAGUAAAUGUCUCAUAGGUUCGGCACGGUAAACAUUUUCUAUUGGAGCAAUAGAAAUUCAAAUUAAUACUAGCCUGGAGAAGAAUUUUCGUUUAGCCAACAGGAAAGAUCCUUGUCUUGAACGGUAUGUCCGUUAUGUCGAUGAGUCGCGCUAGCGCUUAAAGGAGAUAUCCGGCCGACUCACUGAAAAUACUUGUUCCGAAAUUAUUGACUGGAAAAUUCUUCCCAGUAAUGCAAAGAUGGCGAUUUUGAGAGCCAACCAUCAACUCCGACGUGAUUUUUCAAUACUCACAGCUUGAAUUUAGUAACACGUCAAUUUUAGAGGGUGAUCCAGGAGACCCAUACAUUUGUUUACAUCUACACGGAGAAAAAAACUUCGGGCGUGGGACCCGAAGUUUAGGUCAUAUGGAUCUCUGAAGUUUUCGAAUUGAGCAUCCGAACUCUUGAGGUCCAGCUGCUGAGGUUUUGAUCACACAUCUGAAACUGCAGUUCUUACAUCUCAAGUACUUCGGUUUUCACAACCGAAAAACCGCGGUUCUCACAUUCGAAAAACUGCGGUUCUCACAUCUGAGGUACUUCGGAUGUAAGAACUGAAGUUUCAGAUGUGUGAUCCGAACCUCGACAGCUAGACCUAAAGUGUUUAGAUGCUCAAUCUGAAAACUUCAGAGAUCCAAAUGACCUAAACUUUGGGUUCCACGCACGAGGUUUUCUUCUCCGUGUAUAUUGAUUUAAAAGGAAAAUCUAAAGCUGUUGAACAAUGCAGAACUACCCCCUAAAAACUGUAGCUUUGAAAAAGAGCAAAAAUGCCGUUUUUCAAAAUUAGAGGAUAUUUAAUUCUGAGGUAAUUUUUUCCCCUCCGAAAUGACCACGGAGCCUUUUCUAUGCGGCGUGUGAGAUUUGUUAUGUUCGUAGCAUUUUAGUCAUUUGGAAAUCAUCUUUUAAGUGUUAAGGGUUAAGUUACUCCCGGUUAUUGUGCCCUACAUGAUUGAGCUCACGUAACAGUAAUACUAUUCGUAUUAGUUACGCUUGCAUAAAGCCCUUCUCUUGUAAAAAUAUGUUCACAUACUUAAUUCCCGUUUUUUUCUUUUUAUUUUAUUCUGAAUUUUCAGAGGUCAACAGAGGUGCGAUAUUGCUGCUGCGUGUAUAAAUUCAGGUUUUGAAAACUUGCUUUGUAAUUUUUACUUUAAUGAUUUACAAUAGAUUGAGAGCAUCAUUAAAUGAACAUUGAACUAUUUUCCCAAAAGAAGUAUAGCUAACGUAAAAAAAGAAAACUCUUGGUAAUUUAAUUUUGAAAAGUGUACAAUCUUUCCGGCAUUUAUUUAUGUAUAUCUAAAUGCUGUGUUUAUUCAUUAUGCGAAUUUUAUCAAAGUAUGAACUUCAUUUUCGUUUCGACCUUUGAAAUGUUAACACAGAUUAAUUGCACUCAGAUUGUAAACAGUCUAAGAUAUUUUAAAAGAAAGGGCUUCCUUUCAAGGAUCGUGUUCUGAUGAAGACGGAUUUAAAUUCUCUAUCAUCGUCUUCCAAACUUGGACAUGAUCACAGAUUCAUCACUACGUUGUAAGUGGAAAUGCUAUAAUCCAUAUCAUGACUGAACCUGAUGAAUCUAAAGUAAAUGCAGGCCAUAUCGCACCUCAAAUUUUUUUUUGCCACUUUGUUAUGACUGUAAGUAAUUUUUAAGUUAGCAACGUCUCGCCAACCAUACUUGAGAAAGUUCCUUGAUGCUGAAUCUAUAGAAAACCUACGACAAUAGAUAAUAUGAUAUUCAACUGAAUUGAAACCUGGAACUUUCAAGCAGAAUUAGCUAAUCUUGCAGAGAUCUUUUCAGUGCCUGUUUCUCUCAUCGAAGAUCAGCUAAGCUGCAGUGAAAAUGCCUCCCUUAAACAUGUCCCAAAACGAGCCGGAUUCGUAUAUUUUACCCUGCAAUUUUCACACUGAUUCAUUUCCGUUCGCGGUUUCGCUUAGGACGAAAUCUUGAUUUCAAAAAUACUUGAAGUCACAUCAGGUGUCCAAGUUAAGAAAAAACCAUUUUCUAUGGCUAUAUGGGUAUAUUCUAUGGCUCUGUCUCAAACCAAUGGCAGGUUUUAACACAUGCCUGUUAGAAUGAACACAAAAUCAGUAUUUUUCAACUCCGCACCAAUGUGAAAUUCUCGUCUUUUGGUUUUUUAAGCUGUAUUUUAUUCGGCGUUCGUAUUUACACCCGGCCUGUUUGCAUUUAAAAUGUAAGUUACGUAAUUUCUGCGUACUGUCGCAUAAAUGUCAUUAUUAUGAGCACGUUGAAGAGCUCCCGUCAUUUAAGUUAGAAUGGACUAUAAGAUGAAACCUCGCCGUUUUUAUUUCAAUGUCGACCAUUGAACAGUUAUAUCAAUCUCUGCCAGUAUAUAAUCGUCAAAAGUAGGAGGUAUUUCAGACUCUUUUUGAAACAGGUAACCAAAUUUUUGUGGAAAGGUAUUUCAGACUAUCUUUAGAAUUUACCCCUAACGCACUUAUGACAUUUUUUCUCAGUUUGUCAUUUUUUACUUUAAUUCGUCAACGGUAUUCCUCAAGAUUUUUCCCACAUAUUAGUGUGAGUCAAACUUCAUUCAACGCUUGAUCCAAAAACUUUCAAACGCAAGUAUAUAUGAUUCCGGAGUAAUAUGCAGUGGAAAAAUCAUAAUCAAAAUAAUGUAUAGUUAGUUCUUUUAAAUUGGGUCAGUUUUAAAACAGUCUGUUUCUUAAAUUUUAAGUAUACAAAACUCUUUGUAAUCUAAUAAACUUCUGUGAUAAUUUUU
Bemisia tabaci is the source of this 5603-nucleotide messenger RNA. RefSeq names its product alpha-N-acetylgalactosaminidase. The record is from RefSeq and is a predicted model, not a curated record. Gene Ontology annotation, biological process: oligosaccharide metabolic process; glycoside catabolic process. Gene Ontology annotation, cellular component: cytoplasm. Gene Ontology annotation, molecular function: alpha-galactosidase activity. Lineage: Eukaryota; Metazoa; Arthropoda; Insecta; Hemiptera; Aleyrodidae.